AUGCGGCACGGGAGGACCCCCGUUCAAUUUGAUCCAGAGUUCGGCUCCGCCGCUGGUGACACUGAUGAAGGCCCGUCUCUCACACCGCCUCGUCCCACAACCAUCGUCGGGCCCAGGAUUGACAGUGAACAGCAGCGCGAGGUCUACGAGCGCCUUGCGCUCUACCGCAUCAGAGCAUCCAAGAUGGCACAGGGAGUGUCCAUGAAUGAGCUGGAUGACAUGACUCUGAGAAAGGAAUACCCCCCGGAAGCUCUCGAGGAGACGUGUUACUUCAGUGACUACGACCAUGGUGUUAGCGUCCAACUCGAUCUAGCCGACACUCUACUUACGUUCUGGACGUUUAUGCGCACAUGGGCCAACAUUCAGGGGAGAGCCCACUCCAUCCCAAAAGCCCGGACUGAAAGGAGAAGGGAUACUCUCCCUUAUAAGUUGGUCAUGGCCUUCUCCCCCCUAACACAUGGUGACACCAUUGAUUGGUACUUCAACCCUGACCACUCGGUCCACUCCUACUUGAGUGACUACCACCGCCUUGUCCUUAAAAAUGGAGAUGGCACGCGGUACCUUGACUGGGAGAAGUACUGCUCAUGGUUUACUACCUACGAAACAGAUGAAGAGUAUCUCAAGUACUUUGAAGAAAUAUCAAAGAAAAUUAAGUGGAUAGAGAUGGAAGCUAGAGGAUUUUGGCAAGCAGUGGAGAUCGCGGUAGACUUUCCACACAUGAGCUUUGAUUUAGCUUUGACUGCAUACACGGAUCAUAUUUUUAACACGAGAUUUGAUUAUUUUGACCAUGAAGAAAUUGAUCCUCUUCUUUUUGAGAUUUGGAAACGUCUCACUAAGCAAAAGAUUACAUUCAGACAGACUCUAGACCAAGUCCAGCAAGAGAACAUGUUCCCUCGACAGGAGAAGUGUAUACAAUUUGUACUGGAUAAUACUAGUAUCUAUACUCGUUUGCAAUCAACUUUUGAUACUUGCGUGGAAGACAUCUCUGAUGAGACUCCAGAGGAUGAAGGCCGCAGGUUAAUUACAAUGGCGGUUUCGAGCAAGCUUCACAAAGAGAAGACAUGGAAUGAGUAUAUUAUGAGGAAGAUAGAGAUUGCUAAACACAUUGGGUUGGAUCUCCAAGUCUGGCAACUGCCUUUGUGUCUUCCACCGUGA
This is a messenger RNA of Triticum turgidum subsp. durum (durum wheat), 1155 nucleotides long. The record is from the annotation of a GenBank genome assembly. NCBI's taxonomy places the organism in Eukaryota, Viridiplantae, Streptophyta, Magnoliopsida, Poales, Poaceae.